AUGUUGGUUUUGGUACCCUUUAUUUCUUUGGUGGCUGCGGUCGCGGCGUUGCAGAACCCGCAUCGCAAAGCUGCAACCUUCAGACAGCCUGCAGAUGGUCUGCGCAAAAGAGACGUUUCGACUGCUCCGACUGAGCACAAGUAUCUGAACGAGAAGACGGAGAAAUUCCAAGUGAAUGGAACUCACUUCCCCCGAGUUCCUUUUGACAUUGGCGAAAGCUAUGCCGGACUUUUGGAGAAUACCCCUCAUGGAAAGUCAAGCUUGUUCUUCUGGUUCUUCCCAUCUACCAACCCUGCUGCGGAAAAGGAGAUUACCAUCUGGCUGAAUGGAGGCCCCGGAUGCAGCUCGCUUGACGGUCUGUUACAAGAGAACGGUCCCUUCUUGUGGCAAUCCGGCGUGUACGAGCCGGUGCGCAACCCCUACUCAUGGACCAAAUUGACAAACCUGGUCUACGUCGACCAGCCUGCCAGCACUGGCUUUUCUCCCGGCCCAGCCGAUGUUGAAAACGAGAUCGAAAUCUCAAAUCAAUUCAAUGACUUCUGGGAGCGCUUCAUUGAAACCUUCAGCAUGCAAGGCUACAAGAUUUAUAUCACCGGAGAGAGCUAUGCUGGUCAAUACAUUCCCUAUCUGGCAGACGGGAUGUUGAAGCGCAAUGAUACGACGACCUUUAACCUUAAGGGUAUCCAGAUUAACGACCCGUCCAUUAAUGAAGAUUCCGUCAUGAUCUAUGCCCCGGCCGUGGCCGCGCUGAACCACUACUCCACCGUGUUCGCCCUGAACGAGACUUUCAUGGAAGAAAUCAACCACCGGGCCGACGAAUGCGGCUAUACCCAAUUCCUCAACGAAGCCCUGACCUACCCCCCACCGAAGAAUUUCCCAACCGUACCAGACCCUAACAAGCCGGGCUGCGACGUCUGGGACCAAAUCGUCACAGCAGCAACCUACAUCAACCCCUGCUUCAACAUGUACCACCUCACCGACUUCUGUCCCUUCCUCUGGGAUGAGAUGGGUUUCCCAUCAUUAGCCGGCGGACCUAACAACUACUUCAACGACUCCGCCGUCCAAAAAGCCCUCCACGUCCCGCCAACAAACUACCAAGUCUGCGGCGGUGACAUCUUCACCAACGGCGAUCUUUCACCCCCCAGCGCGCUCGGCCCACUCCCCAGCGUGAUCGAGCGCACGAACAACGUGCUCAUCGGCCAUGGCUGGUUCGAUUACCUGCUCUUCGCGAAUGGAACACUCGCUACGAUCCAGAACAUGACUUGGAAUGGUGCGCAGGGUUUCCAGAAACAACCUACCGGACCCCUGUUUGUGCCGUAUACGUCCGAUCUGGACAAAAUUGCGAAUGGGGAUACUUCGACACCUUGGAAAAAUGAGGCUGGUGGUGGUAUUCUUGGAACCGCGCAUACUGAGCGUGGUCUUACGUUCAGCUCGGUUUAUAAUUCCGGUCAUGAGAUCCCUCAGUACGUUCCUGGUGCGGCGUACCGGCAGUUGGAGUUCUUGCUUGGGAGGAUUGAAAACCUUCAGCAGAUGGGGUCUUUUACCGCUUUUUAG
Molecule: messenger RNA, 1554 nt
Organism: Penicillium digitatum Pd1
Lineage: Eukaryota; Fungi; Ascomycota; Eurotiomycetes; Eurotiales; Aspergillaceae
Gene: cpdS
Biological process (GO): proteolysis
Molecular function (GO): serine-type carboxypeptidase activity
Source: RefSeq, a predicted model, not a curated record